Aethina tumida (small hive beetle) is the source of this 1959-nucleotide messenger RNA. Its product is annotated as beta-glucuronidase. The transcript has 11 exons. The coding region runs from base 1 to 1908 and encodes 635 amino acids. NCBI's taxonomy places the organism in Eukaryota, Metazoa, Arthropoda, Insecta, Coleoptera, Nitidulidae. Gene Ontology annotation, molecular function: beta-glucuronidase activity; carbohydrate binding. The record is from RefSeq and is a predicted model, not a curated record. Gene Ontology annotation, biological process: glucuronoside catabolic process; carbohydrate metabolic process.
AUGUGGUACUUGUUAAUGUUAUUUAGCGUGACUCAAAUUAACGCGUUGGGUAUUCUGUAUCCAAAGGAAUCUGAAACACGGGAAGUAAAAUCAUUGGAUGGUUUAUGGAAUUUUGCCAUUCUUAAUGACACCAAUUUUGAUUUUUAUAAAAAUGAUUGGUGGAAAGGUGAUUUAAAUCUAAUCACUAAAAAUGAAAUUCACUUAAUGCCUGUACCUUCAAGUUAUAAUGAUAUUGUGACAGAUUCUAAAAUCCGAGAUUAUGUUGGUUGGGUUGGUUACGAUAGAUCAUUUUUCGUACCAAAAGAGUGGAACGAUGGGAGGAAAAUUUUCAUUAGAUUAGAUUCUGUAAAUUAUGCUGCCCAAGUGUUUAUCAAUGGAGAAGAUGCAGUUACACACGAAAUUGGUCAUUUGCCGUUUGAAGCAGAUAUCAGUAGCUUGCUACAUUUUGGACAAGAAAAUCAAAUUACAGUGUUAUGCGACAACACAUUAUCUUCAGAUAGUAUUCCUCAAGGAGGAACGUACACUGAUUCAGUUGGAAGGAAAUUGGCAACCUAUACAUUUGACUUCUUUAAUUAUGCCGGCAUUCAUCGGUCUGUUAGAUUGUACACCACUCCUUCAGUUUAUAUUCAGGAUGUAAAAAUAUCGACUUCGCUAAACGAUAAGACUGCAACUGUGACUUAUGAAAUAUAUGUAGAAGGAUCAGAAGAAGUUGAAUGUCACGUAACUAUAUUGAAUAAGGAUGAUGACGCGGUAGCAACAAAUGUUGGAAAUACUGGUGACAUUGUUAUAGAGUCUCCAAAUCUUUGGUGGCCGUAUCUCAUGCAUGAUAAUCCCGGAUAUUUGUACAAAGCUCAAGUUGAACUUUAUGAUGCAGAUGGAGAAUUAAUUGACAAAUACGUUCAACGUUUCGGCAUUAGGACCAUCUCAUGGACAAACACAUCUUUACUCCUAAAUAAUAAGCCGAUCUAUUUGCGAGGUUUUGGCAGACAUGAAGAUUCUGAUUUUCGUGGAAGAGGAUUCGACUUGCCAUUAAUCAUCAGGGACCAUAAUUUAAUCAAAUGGAUGGGAGCUAAUUCUUAUAGAACUUCUCAUUAUCCUUACGCCGAGGAAAUCAUGGACUUAGCUGAUGAAAUAGGAAUUAUGAUUAUUAACGAAUGUCCUGCUGUGAAUAUGGACGGAUUUAGUUCAUUGCAAUUGGAAAACCAUAAAAGAUCUCUAACGGAAUUGUACAGAAGAGAUAAAAACAGACCAAGCACUAUUAUGUGGUCCAUAGCAAAUGAACCAAGGUCUCAGCAUACUGAAUCGCAGGCAUAUUUUGAACAUGUAGCCAGUCACAUCAAAAGUUUCGAUCUAUCACGACCGAUAAGUGUCGCGGAAAUGUACACACCUGAUGAAGAUCAUUCAUCAUACUAUGUAGAUAUUAUAAGUUUGAAUCGGUAUAAUGCGUGGUAUAGUGAUGUAGCCGAUUUGGAUAUUAUUCAAAGUAAAUUGAUUGCUGAAGUCGAGAAAUGGCACAACAAAUUUGGAAAGCCUGUUCUUGUGUCUGAAUAUGGAGCCGAUACUUUAGAAGGAUUUCAUACGCAACCCUCUUAUAUAUGGUCGGAAGAAUUCCAAUUGAAUUACUUAUCCAAUCAUUUCAAGGCGUUUGAUGAACUACGAGAAAAAUCUGGAUAUUUUAUAGGUGAAUUUAUUUGGAAUUUCGCUGAUUUUAAAACUAUUCAAGAAAUUAGAAGAGUUGGUGGCAAUAAAAAGGGAAUUUUUACACGAAAUAGACAACCAAAAGCAAGUGCACAUAUGUUAAGAAGAAGAUAUUGGGCUUUGGCGAAAUUGACUAAUCCUAAUAUUACAAUACCCGAAGAUGUUAACGAUUACAUUAUUUCUAAUGGUUCUAUACAUGAUGAAUUAUAAUUUAUAUAUUUAUGUAAAUAAAUAAAUAUAUAAGUGUUUUCUUUUAUAGCA